Scomber scombrus (Atlantic mackerel) is the source of this 2885-nucleotide messenger RNA. RefSeq names its product hypoxia inducible factor 1 subunit alpha, like (gene hif1al). The transcript has 15 exons. Gene Ontology annotation, biological process: regulation of transcription by RNA polymerase II; cellular response to hypoxia. The record is from RefSeq and is a predicted model, not a curated record. NCBI's taxonomy places the organism in Eukaryota, Metazoa, Chordata, Actinopteri, Scombriformes, Scombridae. The coding region runs from base 121 to 2163 and encodes 680 amino acids. Gene Ontology annotation, molecular function: RNA polymerase II transcription regulatory region sequence-specific DNA binding; protein dimerization activity; DNA-binding transcription factor activity, RNA polymerase II-specific.
CUUACACUUGCACACUUGACACAGCGAAGGAAAGGUCUUUUUGGGUCUGUCCUCGAUCCUGUCAUGCCAGAAUAAAUAAUAAUCAUAAAAAGAAGAAUCGAUCCAGCGAGCAUAUUGAACAUGGAGAAGAAAGAGGAGAGCGUCGUGGUCAAACGUAGCAGUUCAGAGCAGAGGAAACUGCAUUCCCGUGAUGCGGCCAGGUGUAGGCGAACUAAGGAAACAGAGGUGUUUUACGAGCUCGCCCACACUCUGCCACUCCCCCGCCGAGUCUCCACCCAUCUGGACAAAGCCGCCAUCAUGAGAGUCGCCCUCAGCUUCCUGCGGAUGCACCACCUCCUCAAACCUGGUGAGAAUCAGAAGGAGUCUGAAAAGGAGGAGGAGGAGGAGGAGGAGGAGCUGCAUGAAGACCCAAUGGACUGUUUCUACCCUCAGGUCCUGGCCGGCUUCAUCAUGGUGAUGACGGAGGAGGGAGACAUGAUCUACCUGACAGAAAAUGUCAGCAGACACAUCGGCAUCAGUCAGCUGGACCUGCUGGGUCACAGCGUCUACGACUUUGUUCAUCCAUGUGAUCAGGAGGAGCUCCGAGACCUGCUGACUGUACGUCCAGGCUUGAGUAAGAAACCGCUGACAGAGCAGGCGAGUGGGAGGAACUUCUUCCUGCGAAUGAAGAGCACGCUGACCAGCAGGGGGCGCACCGUCAACAUCAAAUCUGCCAACUGGAAGGUUCUCCACUGCACAGGUCACAUGCGGCCGUUGGGCGGCUCGUCAUCGCCCCCUGCUGCCAGAGUGAUGACCCUGCUGUGUGAGCCUGUUCCUCACCCGUCCAGCGUGGAGUUCCCUCUGGACACCUGCACCUUCCUCACCCGCCACAGCAUGGACCUGCGCUUCACACACUGCGAGGGCAGGGUGACAGAGUUGGUGGGAUACAAACCUGACGAUCUGAUUGGACGCUCGGCAUUUGAGUUUCAUCAUGCGCUCGACUCCGAUCACGUCAACAAGAGCCUGCACACAUUGCUGUCCAAAGGUCAGGUUAGCACCAGCCAUUACCGUUUCCUGGCGAACAGCGGCGGCUUCGUCUGGGCAGAGACUCAGGCCACCGUCCUCUACAGCAGCAAGACGUCGCAACCCGAGGCUGUAGUCUGCCUCAACUUUAUACUCAGUGCCGUGGAGCAGCCGGACGUCGUUUUCUCUGUUGAGCAGAUUCGUUGCAGGCAGCUGUCUAAAGCCGAACCUCAGUCACCUUCACCCGCAGCGGAGGAAGUUUGUGAGACUGCUGACAGUGAGCGUCAGACCGAAGACGCGGGUUCGAAGCCCGGCAGCUCUGCAGAGCUUUUCUUCAAACUGAGCGUGAAGCCAGGGGAGCUUCUCCAGCUGGCUCCAGAUGCCGGAGACACCAUCGUACCGCUGACAGGAGACUUUGUCGAGCUGUCGUUUGCCCACCCGCUCAGUCUCAGCUCCGUGCUGGACCACCCGCAGGACCUGUGCACGCCGCAGCUCCGACAGCUCCUCUCACCCAUCUUCAACCCCCUCACUCCACCUUCAUCAUCAUCAUCAUCAUCAUCAUUAUCACCAAUCUCUACAUCUGAUUCUGAGCCGAGCUGCAUUGAGGAGAAGGUGAUGGACACCAGCACGAUCUUGCAUUUAUUAUCAGUUUGGCCAGAAGAUGGUCGGACCGAAAAGGGGCAGAUGCUGGAGGACAUGGAGGGGAUGGACCUGGACAUGUUGGCUCCUUACAUCUCUAUGGACGAUGACUUCCAGCUGACCUUCCUCAGCAACCUCCCAGAGGAAACUAUCAACCCUCCCUCCUCUUCGUCUGAGCCCUUGGUUAUGACGCCUGCGGUCACAGCGAGCAGGAAACGGACCCAUAACCCAGAUGAGGAAAUGCCAUCCCAGCUGAUGAUUCAGGACAAGAGACCGAAACAGGAGCCUUCCUCACUAGAAGAGAAUCUACUUCUCACCCACAAAUUACUGGGAUCUCUGGAGGAAACCGACCAAUCAGAUCUACUCCUGGACCCGGGCCCGGAAGAAUGGAGUAAGCUGCUCACAGACAGAGACCCUAUUUUAGGAGGCGGACAAGGAAUCUGUGAGACCGCAGCUCUGAUGAGGGAAAUAUUCGUAGCACACCCACCUGACCUGUCGCCGCCUCUCUCACCUAUGACUUGAUGAAGCACUGGUCGGUCAAGAGUUGGCUCAACUUCUCUGUUUUUUAUUAAGACGAGAAACUCAAACGCCGGAUCUGUCUGCAACCAUAGCAACCUGAGCACACAAAUUCAAAAAAACACACCACGCACACACAGAAAAACAAAUUUAGACUCACAUAACGCUGUGUAACCAUGGUGUUGCUUGUAGCUGAACCACAACAGCCGGUUUCUUUGGGGGUUUUUUCCCCUUAUCAGUCUCUCACUGUGAAACAAAAGCUGAUGUAGGAGUCCGACUGAAAGUGCUGCAGUCCACUUACUUUAAACCGACACUGCUCAGCCGCUCGAUUUUCCUCUGCAUUUACACUUUAUCACCGAUUUUAAAAGGACCAGUCUGUAGGAUUUAGUGGCAUCUGGUGGUGAGGAUGCAAAAUCAACCAACUAAUUACCCCUCUCCUCUCCUUCCAAACGAGUAGGAGGACCUUCAGUGGCUGCGAAACUCGCACAAAAAACAUGAAAGACCCUCUACUAAUGUAGAAACAUGGCUGAUGCAUUAAGGUUUCAUUCUAAGGUAAAGAAAACGACACUUAUGAAUAUUAUGUUCCAUUUCUGUAAAGCUGAUUUCACUAUUUGCCCCUAAAUUCUACAUACUGCACCUUUUUUAUUGUGAGAAAUCUUCAUUGUGGCCUGUAUGUGUCAUGGAAAACAGCAGGUGGUGCUACAUUUUUCAAAAUAAAAGGUAUGAAA